CAUAUGUGUCAAAUUUAUUCCUUCGUGCUGUUUGUCGGAGAAUUCGUUCCUCAUACUGUUACUUAUUUUUUACAAUAAUUGUGAGUUGUAGUUAUGAAAGUGAAUGGUUUUUGUUUAGUGAAAGCAAAGCUGUGAAAAUUUGUACGUAUUCAGUAACAUGGAUACUCCCAACAUGGACACUGUGUACCAGGCCAUAAGCGCCCUUUAUGAUAACCCCAACGCAAGCGAAAAGGAAAAAGCAUCCCUUUGGCUUGGGGAUAUGCAGAAAUCUAUACACUCUUGGAAGAUAGCUGAUGAUCUGCUACAACAGAAAAAAGACAUUCAUUCUUGCUAUUUUGCUGCCCAAACUAUGAGAUCUAAGGUGCAACACAAUCUAUCCGAACUGCCUUCAGAAGCUCUUAUUUCUCUUCGUGAUUCUCUGGUAGCACACUUGGAAAGGACUUCACCAGACACAAGUGCUGCUAUUCUCACCCAACUCAGUCUUGCAUUAGCUGAUUUAGCACUACAAAUGCCCUCAUGGCAAAAUUGUAUAACAGAUUUGAUAACAUCAUUUUCCAACAAAAAUGAUUAUGCUCUUUUAGAAAUUUUGACUGUAUUGCCCCAAGAAAUAGAUUCCUCAAAUUUGAAACUUGGUGAAAACAGAAGAGAAGAGGUCAAGCAGGAGUUAAGGGCUAGUGUCCAUAUUGUGAACUUAUUUCUAAAAGGAAGUAUUGUGAAUUCGCAAAAUACUCAUGUAGCAUUAAAAGUUAUAAAAUGUCUGACAUCGUGGAUACAAGUUAGAGCUAUUAACAUGCAAGAAAUACCUGAAAAUGAUGUAGUAGGACUAAGCUUACAAGUGUUAAGGGAUCACAGUUCAAUAAAUAUGUUACAUGAUGCAGCUUGCGACUGCAUCUGUUCAUUACUUCACUGUUUAGAGGACAAUAACAACUGUGAGGAUGUAGAGAAGUUGUUAUUUGAGAGUGUGUCGGCUCUAGAGGAAAGCUAUCACAUGGCAGUGGCUCAUGAAGAAGAAGAGAAGGCGGCCAAUUAUGCUAGAGUAUUCACCGAGCUGGCAGAGUCAUUUUUAAGUAAAAUUGUAAAUGCAGCAGCUAAUGGAAGUACUCAUUUUGCCAUGAGAUCCUUAGAAUUAGCUCUUGUGUGUGUGGGCCAUCAUGACUAUGAGGUAGCUGAAAUUACUUUCAACUUGUGGUACAAAUUGUCAGAUGAAGUUUAUCAGAGAGACUACCAGCCUUUAACAGAUGCAUUUAAACCACACAUUGAGAGGUUGAUUGAGGCUUUGGCAAGACACUGUCAGUGUGAACCGGAUCAAGCGCAACUGCCUGAUGAGGGUGAGGAGUUCUUUGAGUUUCGUGUGAAGGUAAUGGGCCUCAUAAAGGAUGUGGUGUUUGUUGUCGGAUCCAGCUUUGUGUUUCGACAGAUGUUUGCGACUCUCCACGCUGACAUCUCCUGGGAGCAGACUGAAGCUGCACUGUUUGUGAUGCAGGCAGUUGCCAAAAACAUAUUACCCGAAGAGUACGAAUACGUUCCGAAAGUGGUUGAAGCCAUCCUCUCGAUGCCCGAGAACAGUCACCCGGCAGUGCGGAAGACCUGCAUCUUACUGCUGGGGGAAUUGUGCGAGUGGAUCGAGCAGCAUACUGAAGCCCUGGAACCGAGUCUUGGCUGCUUGAUCACUGCACUUAAUGAUGAACAACUGGCGUAUGCAGCUGCGCUUUCCCUACAGAACAUCUGCAAGGCGUGUCGUUCGCACGCUCACGUGCACGCGGGGGUGCUGCUGCAGGCGUCGCGCGCCGCCGCCCGCCUGCCGCUGCCCGCCGCCGCCGCCCUCGCGCGCGCCCUCGCCGCCGCCCUGGGCCCGCUGCCGCCCGCCCAGUUGAGCGUGGCGAUGCGCGAAGCGGUGGGCAUCCACCUGGCCACACUCUCGGAGCUGGUGAAGUGCGACCGCGAGCCGGUGCGGGGCACGGAGUGGGACCCGGUGUCGGGGCUGGACAAGCUGGCCGCGUUGUUCCGCGACGUGGGCGUCGAGUCUGCGGGCGCGCCGCACCCCUGCCUGCCCGCGCUGGCCGACGCCUGGCCCGUGCUGAGGGACGUGAUGCACAAAUACGCAGCCGACAGCCGAGUGAUGGAAAGGUCGUGUCGAGCGCUCCGAUUUGCCAUCCGAUGUACAGGAAAACACGCGAGCGGACUGUUACAACCGUUAGCACAGACUCUGGCGACGUUGUACGAAGCCAGAGCCCACUCCUGUUUACUCUACUUAGGAUCAGUUCUACUCGACGAGCUCGCUUCGACGCCGGAGUGUGUGCCAGAUCUUAUAGCCAUGUUGCAAGCGCUGAUGCCUAAAGCUUUCCAGCUGCUACAACAGCCUAAUGGACUUCAAGACAAUCCGGAUACGGUCGACGACCUAUUUCGACUUUGCAUCAGGUUCCUCCAGCGAAUCCCUCUAGAUUUUCUAUCGUGCGGCGCGUUAGACGCGGUGGUGGAAUGUGCCCGGUUGGCGAGUAAACUGGAUCAUCGUGAAGCCAACUCUUCCGUUAUGAAGUUCUUGUACGACUUGGGUUCUGCUGCCAAUAACGUCCGCGGGAAGGAGGAAGUUAAAAAACUAGCGAGCGAAGCUUUACAGCGGCACGGCGAGGAGCUAACGUACGCGCUGCUGGAAGCGUGCGUGCUGCACCUGCACGCGUACAUGAUCGCCGAGGUGGCGGACGCCAUGCUGGAGCUGGUGGUGUACCAGCGCCGGGAGCACCAGGACUGGCUGCAGGGGGCGCUGCGGCGCCUGCCGCGCCCGCCCUCGCCCCGCGCCCGCGCCGCGCCCACGCCGCACCAGGCCGCUGCGUUCCAUCACGCGGCCGGCAGGUACCUGUGUGUGUGUCCAGCCCCAGCCCCAGCCCCAGCCCCAGCACCAGGACUGGCUGCAGGGGGCGCUGCGGCGCCUGCCGCGCCCGCCCUCGCCCCGCGCCCGCGCCGCGCCCACGCCGCACCAGGCCGCUGCGUUCCAUCACGCGGCCGGCAGGUACCUGUGUGUGUGUCCAGCCCCAGCCCCAGCCCCAGCCCCAGCACCAGGACUGGCUGCAGGGGGCGCUGCGGCGCCUGCCGCGCCCGCCCUCGCCCCGCGCCCGCGCCGCGCCCACGCCGCACCAGGCCGCUGCGUUCCAUCACGCGGCCGGCAGAGCAGAGAAAAGCAAAGAGUUGACGCGGCUACUAAGAGACUUCGCGAGGCUGUACAGAUAAGCAGGCGGUCCCCUACUAUGAUGCGAAGUCGAACGAACGGCUGACCUCACCGAAGACUGAACGGGACAAAAGAUGGCGUAUUUCGUAUACGUCCACAGAACAGAGUAUUCUCCAAAUAUAUUAUAAGUUUGUUGCAUUUCCAAGUGCUGAAUCAUUCGAUACGAUUCACGUGUUUAGAAGGCAGUGAGCGUUUGUUAUGGAUCUUAUAAAGUAGAUUUAGGUAGACGAAGAACGAAUGAUAGAAUAAAUAUCUCAUAUCACCUAAACCAACAGUUUGAAUUGUAAUUGUCGAUUCGUUGAUUUUUCUUCCCAUCUUAUAAAUAAUGUGAAAUUAAAAACUCAGUUUUUUGAUAUCUGUAUAGAUUUAUUUUACAAUUGAUUGGAACAGGAUAAAGUCGCCUGAUAAGCUAGGUAAGUAUGACUCUGACGAAAUAUAUUUUGUUAUUAUUAUACUCUCCUUUAUUUUGAAAUGUGAUAGCAUUGAUUUGUAAAUAUUUAUUAUAAAUGUUUACUUUUAAUCUGAGUUUAUUUUCACCUGCACCAAAUUAAGAGUCCAUAUCUUUUGUUUUUGAUAAAACUUGAGUGUUUCACUUUUUCUUCGCGUUUUUAGGACUAGAAAGUGUUACAAAACUAACUCUUCGGGGAGCUUUGGGGCUCGGGGCAGCCUUCACCGCCACGGGUUCUUUGAUAUCGGUCACUUUAGCUUGUUUCAAGAAGUUACCACUGUCUUUGUUAACAGUGAUGGAAGUCUUCGGGGUAGUCGGUUGAACGGUCUGUUCCUUAUUCCUUUCAGGAGAUGUUUUCUUAGAAUCUUUAGGUGGACUUUCGGAUUUCGUUUCUGUUUCAUCGUAAACGAGCUUCAUAUCUUCACUGUCCUCGAUUUCGAUGACCUCGGAAGGUUUAUCGCUUGGCUGAUCAACUUCCAUAGCCUCUGUCUGUUUCGGCACAACUAUAUCGUUGUUGGAGUUAUCCGACCACGAAGACAUGGCCACAUCGUCCAAAAUGUCCCUCUUGACCGGGGUUUUCUGUUGGACUUGCUGGACCUUCUGCUUCUUGGGCGAUUUCUGUGAAGGAGUUUUGAAUUUGAUAAACGAGUCUAUUUUCUGUAGAUUGCUGGCUGGUUUAGUUUCUUCGGGGGUCUUCACUUUUGUAGAUUCAGUGUUCUGUGGCUCACUUUCUUCAACUUUCAUGGGUGCUGGUUGUUUGUGUAGUUCGAUUUCUGCUUUAGACAAGGGUUCCCCGAGCUCGUUCUCCCCGAAGGAGAUGACCGAACAAAACCCAUCCGUACUGGAAGCCACCAAUUGUCUGCCAUCCGAUGACCACGUCAGGUCUGUCAGUGUAGUGUAUAUUGGAUAUGACAGCGAGUGGAGUCUUCUGCUGCGUGUCGUAUAUAAGCACGGAUCUCUUGGUAGCUACGGCCAGUAUCAUCCGUCCGUGGGUCUUGAAAGCAGCCCCCGGCCCGGAGCCCCGCACUCGGUACAAGACGGGGCUCCAGCGGGUCACCAGUGCUGCUUCACCGCAAGGCAGCACGCAUACGGGAAUUUUGAGAGAAUAUCUAGUGUAAAUGUAAACGGCGUUGAUCGGCUUCAUAUCCAUCUUGCCUUGUUCUGGCUCUAUUCUCCCAGCCGGGACAGCAAUCAGCAGACCAUCGGGGCUGAAGUGCAAUCUACGGUAAUAUGUCUGCAAAGUGUCGUCAUGAUACAGCCUCACUUUCACAUUAUGCAAAGGAUGCUCCAGAAGAAAUGGCAAGGUGGCUUUACUGCUCCGAGACACAACCUUCUUUGUGGAAAUGUCAAAUGUACGAAAUACUCUGAAACAAAGCUAGCUGAGGCAAUGAACCCGUUCUGAGGAUCCCAAGCCACUCCCUGUACAAAUCCUUUAUGAUCCGUGAUGAUGGAGCUGUACCUCCCUCGAGACACAUCCCACACCAUGAGCUUAUUGUCAACAGAGCCUGACGCAAUAUGUAAAGAAUCUGGACUCCAGCACAAAUCGAGGACAUCUUCCAUGUGACCACGCAGUGUCUUGUGAAUAACCCAAGUUUCUUUAUAUUGUUCUUCACCUUGUUCUAAUACUGGAGCAACUUCUUUCUCUGUUUUUUGUUGCCAUAUAAAUAUAAUAGACUCAUCGUCCCCUGAAGCUAAUAGGUGUCCAUUUGGAGACCAUCUCACUACAUUUACAGCUUUCUGAUGACGAGUUAAAUCAGCAGCUACUUCGAUAUUAACAGACCCAGCAUCUGCAGUUGUUAUAUACCAUAUCUACACAUGAGAAUCUGUGCCACCUGUUGCAAGUCGCAAAGGUCCAUUACCAUCACAUUUUGGUUGGAAAUCCACACUUAAAACAGGAUCUCUGUUAUGCCAAGAUAUUUCAGGUAUUGCAAACUUCAUUAUUCAGCGGUUAUAAUUCAGAAAAAGUGAUUUUAAGCCUGAAAAAUUGUGGUCAAAUUAACUUCCGAUUUCGAGAUAACCAAACUGUCAGAUUUGCGC
Messenger RNA from Chilo suppressalis (striped riceborer), 5708 nucleotides. NCBI's taxonomy places the organism in Eukaryota, Metazoa, Arthropoda, Insecta, Lepidoptera, Crambidae. The record is from the annotation of a GenBank genome assembly.